Molecule: messenger RNA, 588 nt
Organism: Tinamus guttatus (white-throated tinamou)
Lineage: Eukaryota; Metazoa; Chordata; Aves; Tinamiformes; Tinamidae
Source: RefSeq, a predicted model, not a curated record
AUGGCAGAGCCCAUCCAGCAGCUGACGAGAAACAACAGCCCCCAGGAGAGACAGAGCGUCCCCUUCACGGUGCUGCAGCGCAAGGAGAAGCUUGGAGAUCUGCUUUAUGAAAAACGUCAGUAUGGAAAAGCCAAGUGGGCUUGUAUAAAAAUGAAAGAAAAACAGUACGAACAGAGCAUAUGCCUGGGAUUCAUGAAGCUGAUGAGGUACAUUUGUGAGCAGAACUCCUCAGGCCUGUACCUGGGGAUAACGAUCCCCAUCGUGACCAUCGUGCACACGGACGAGUCUCGCUCGGCGGUGACGCGCGCGGUGACGGUGGCGUACUACCUGCCCGAGGCGCUGCAGGAGGAGCCGCCGCAGCCCUUCGACCACGACAUCGUCAUCGAGGAGUGGCCUUCCACUAUCGUGUACAGCAGGAGCUUCAGAGGAAUCACCAAUGAGGACUCCAUAAUGAGGGAAAUAAACCUGCUGGCAGAAAUUCUGGAGAGUCCCGAGCUGUGUUUGCAGGAUACAUUCAUCAUUGCGGGAUAUACAAACCCAGCUGCUGCUAACCGGAUCAAUGAAAUAUGGUUCCUCCAAAGACCAUAG